GUAUAAAUACGACUAGUUAGCAAAGAAACAAGUAAUUAUACCAAACAUUCGCAAGAGCGCCGAAGAAUAUUGCUGAAUCAACAUGAAGAGGACCGUGCUGGGAUUGUUCUUUGUUCUGGCCAUCACGUCGGGGUAUGUCUUAAGUGAGGCUGUCAAGCUGACAGAUUCAGAAAACGCCGUAGAAAACUCUGAGGAAGUCCACAUCUCAAAACGCGCAUUCGCCGCUGCAACCCUGAGGGCUGCUCUACGGGGGCUGAGGUCCAAACCAGCGCAGACCGUGCUCAGAAAAUUAGCCGAAUACUACGGUAAAAAGUCCAGCAUCAGCCGAGUUGCCGACGUGAUUGAAGAAGUCCUUUCUGUAAUGGGAAAGUACGACACAGCAUUCAGCUCUUACUUCGUGGAUGCCGCUGUGCGUCUGGGACUGGGCCGCGAUUUUGGGCUCGCAGUGUACAAUUUGAUUUGGUUUUUGGUUUAAUUUUGUUGAAUUCUGUUUGUUUGGAAAGGCUUCAUAUGGAGUGAUAUUAAAUGAGUGUUUCAGUCUAA
This is a messenger RNA of Lingula anatina, 543 nucleotides long. RefSeq lists its product as uncharacterized. NCBI's taxonomy places the organism in Eukaryota, Metazoa, Brachiopoda, Lingulata, Lingulida, Lingulidae. The record is from RefSeq and is a predicted model, not a curated record.